This is a messenger RNA of Phycodurus eques (leafy seadragon), 3714 nucleotides long. RefSeq names its product low density lipoprotein receptor-related protein 12 (gene lrp12). NCBI's taxonomy places the organism in Eukaryota, Metazoa, Chordata, Actinopteri, Syngnathiformes, Syngnathidae. The transcript is spliced from 11 exons. The record is from RefSeq and is a predicted model, not a curated record. Gene Ontology annotation, molecular function: protein binding; low-density lipoprotein particle receptor activity. Bases 521 to 3130 code for a protein of 869 amino acids. Gene Ontology annotation, cellular component: plasma membrane.
GCUUCGGGCUCAAACAAACAGCUGCUCGAAAGUGGAACGGCAAAUAGCAAACGAGGCGAAAUGGUCGCGACAGACGUUCGUCGUGUUCAAAAGUCGACGAACUCGUCCGGUUUGCCCUCCGUGCCAGCGUUGCAGACGAGGACGACCGCGGGCCGGUUCGUCGGUUGUUAGCCUGCGGUGCUAAUCGGCCUUCGUGAGCACAUCUCCGCUCGCUUCGUCGACAAAGUGGCCGCCGGCAGGCAGGCAAGGAAAGCUUGUGAAGGCUCGCUCGUCUGGCUGCGCACCACGCACACACUGUUCAAUUGAUAGACAAAACAAUGGCCGCGUCGAUCGCCUUCAGCGGCUUUUGAGCGAAAUGAUGGAGCGAACUUCGUCGCGCUAACAAUAGCGAGCUAAAUUGCGCCUAGCAACCGAGUGGAGCCUCUUUGUUUCCUCGUAAGCUUCGACUUAGCUUAGCCAACAUCUCCAUCGACUUGCUGCUAAGCUAGUUGUGCGCAUUCGUGACCUUGGACUCGUUAUCAUGGACGCGCUCAUCUCAGGUGUCUUCGUGCUGCUCUUAGCAGGAUGCGUCGCUGCUUCGCAGAGGAACGAAAACAUUUUGGUGUCUGGGAUUUCCAACGCGUGCGGCGACUCGGCAGAGUUCCUCCGAGCUCCCAGCGGGGUCAUCGCCAGUCCCGGUUGGCCCUUCCAGUACCCGGCCCGCCUCAACUGCAGCUGGAACAUCCGAGGCCGACCCGGAGACACGGUCACCAUCAGCUUCCAGGACUUUGACCUGCAGGGAUCGCAUCGCUGCUCGUCGGACUGGAUGUCCAUCAGCAGCUACAAGAAUCUGGACGGUCUGAGAGUGUGCGGCUCGUCUCUACCGCCUCCUUACAUCUCGUCGCAGGACCACGUCUGGAUACACUUCCGUUCUGACGACGCCCUGACAGGAAAAGGCUUCCGACUGUCCUACGUCACAGGUAAGUCGGAUGUUUCCAGCUGUGACGUGGACCAGUUCCACUGCUCUAGCGGGAAGUGCAUCCCUGACUGGUGGCGUUGUAACUCCAUGGAUGAGUGCGGAGACAAUUCGGACGAAGAUUUGUGUGUGGACUCGCCGUUUUCCUUCCAGCCCUGCAGCCUGAACCAGUUCCCUUGCUUGUCUCGCUACACGAGAAUCUACACCUGUCUGCCUCACAGCCUGCGUUGUGAUGGCAGCAUUGACUGCCAGGAUCUGGGAGACGAGAUCGACUGCGAUGUCCCAACCUGCGGAGAAUGGUUAAGGAACUUCUACGGCUCCUUUAGCUCUCCAAACUAUCCGGACUUUUACCCUCCGGGAAGUAACUGCACCUGGCUGAUUGACACCGGCGACCACAGGAAGGUUAUUCUGCGCUUCACAGAUUUCAAACUGGACGGCGCGGGUUACGGUGACUACGUGAAGGUGUAUGACGGCCUGGAGGAGAACCCUCGCCACCUUCUCAGGGUUCUGACGGCCUUCGACUCGAGAGCGCCGGUCGCUGUGGUGUCUUCUUCCGGGCAGCUGCGAGUCCAUUUCUACGCCGAUAAGAUCAACGCCGCCAGAGGCUUCAACGUCACCUACCAGGUGGACGGCUUCUGCCUGCCCUGGGAGGUUCCUUGUGGGGGCAACUGGGGUUGUUACACCGAGCAGCAGCGCUGCGACGGCUACUGGCACUGCCCCAAUGGCCGCGACGAGUUGAACUGUUCCACCUGUCAGGAAGACGAGUUUCCCUGUUCCAGGAACGGAGCCUGUUAUCCUCGAUCGGACCGCUGCAACUACCAGAACCGCUGCCCCAACGGGUCUGAUGAGAAGAACUGCUUCUUCUGUCAGCCUGGAAACUUUCACUGCAAGAAUAACCGUUGUGUGUUUGAGUCGUGGGUGUGCGACGCCCAGGAUGACUGCGGCGACGGCAGCGAUGAGGAAAGUUGUCCAGUGGUGGUUCCCACCAGGGUGAUCACAGCCGCCGUGAUUGGCAGCCUGGUCUGCGGCCUUUUGCUGGUCAUCGCGCUGGGCUGCACUUGUAAACUGUACUCGCUGCGCAUGUUUGAACGCAGGUCAUUUGAGACGCAGCUGUCCAGAGUGGAGGCGGAGCUACUAAGGAGGGAAGCCCCACCCUCCUACGGUCAUCUGAUUGCUCAGGGUUUGAUUCCGCCAGUGGAGGAUUUCCCAGUAUGCUCCGGGAGUCAGGCGUCAGUUCUGGAAAACCUGCGUCUGGCGGUGCGUUCUCAACUGGGCUUCACCUCGCUUCGCCUCCCGUCUGCCGCUCGCCAUGGCAACCUGUGGCGUAGCCUCUUCAAUUUCUCACGGUCUCGCCAGUCAGGGUCUUUGGCUGUGGUCUCUGCUGACCCGGAGGACAGCGGCGGUACUGCGAGUUCCACCUCAGACCUGCUGUCCCCGGACUCGGAUGACACAGACACGGAGAGCGAGAGGGGGAGGGACCGUGGUGUCGGGGCAGUGGGCGGUCCCGUCGCCCCGCUGCGCCAGAAGACCCCACCUGCCAGUUCAGUGGUAGCUGCGGUAUUGUGCACUGCUUCUGUAACCUCUGCAACCCUCGUCAACCAGCCAACCGGCCUUAGCAGAGUCCAAAAUGGUCCCGAUGAGGCUGCGUCCCCCGGUGGCCUGGUCUCCGUGGAAACGACCAAUCCUAAUGUGGAAUGUCAUAGCGACCCGUCCCAACUCCGAGACCCACCCGCCUCCACCCUGCGCCGUUUGACCCGGAAUCUGCACCGCCUCGCCAGGAACCUCAUGACAACCGGUCGCAACCAGCAGAACCAGACUUGGACCAAUCACAGCCCACUACGCCAGCUGGAUGCCGGAAGGGGUGGGGUGGAUUCUACGGAGCGGCGAGGCAGCGGAGACGAAGAUGUGGAGCUUUUGAUCCCAGACUCUGAGUCAUCCUCGUUGUUUGGUGACAUUCGCCAGCCGCUCCUGGACCCACAGCCCUCACACCCGUCGCGCCCCUUGUCCACCGUGGCUCAGAUGGUGCGACAUCUGGGCGCAAGCAGUGCACGGGCAGGCUGGGACGGACCGUGCGAAAACUGCGGGAAAGUUCACACAGCUCAGAUCCCCGACACAUGUCUGGAGGUCGGAGGAAAGAUGGAGAGCAGUGACGACGAGCUGCUGCAGCUUUGCUAACGAGCUGAAUGUUAACCUGCUGACUAACAGGCUAAAGGUACUGCUGUGAGCAUGACGGCAUGCGUUGUAGACGCUUCGCUAGCCUCGCUAUGGUAACUUUGCUAGCAGCAGAGAUGGGAUCCGUUGCGACAGUGUGACAUUGCAGAUCCACAGACCCAGAUCCUUUGUACCAGACCUCGUGUUGAUCAGUUCUCGACAUUCCCUCCUCAACUGGAAACUGAUCCAGGAUCAGGUCACCGGGGACUAAGUCUGUUCUUCUCCAGGGACCAUAGGUGCAAGAACCACACUUUUCCCUUGAUGCUGAAACAAAAUCUACUAAAAAACUGGUCUCGUCUCCCUAAAUUGCGAACUGGUGUGGACUGCUCCAUUUGCUACAGUUUGGCACCAAGACGUGAAGGUAGUGUUCGCAGAAAAAAAAGGUCCUUGAUAUCAUGGAAAUGACCAAUAAGUAUUUUUUUAGUGUUCCCGGUUUUGGUACUUCCACUAUUUAUUCUUACUAUUAUUCUAAUUGUGGUGUUCUUUGACCUGCAUGAUUGGUUGAUGUUUUCCUUUGAAUUUUCAAACUGACUUAUUAAACUUUUAAA